AGAUGGCGGCGGCCAUGCGAGGCCCGGGAGUUGCGUGUGCGCAGCGGGCGGCGGCGCGGCCCGGGAGACAGGCGCGGCGACGGCGCUAGCCCUGCCCUCGGCCCCUCCUCACGGCCACUCCCUCCGCCUUUCCCGGCGUCGCCCGACAUGGACCUUUCCGUGGGCCCCGGCGCGGCGGGGCCCAGCAACGUCCCGGCCUUCCUGACCAAGCUGUGGACCCUCGUGAGCGACCCCGACACCGACGCGCUCAUCUGCUGGAGCCCGAGCGGCAACAGCUUCCACGUGUUCGACCAGGGCCAGUUUGCCAAGGAGGUGCUGCCCAAGUACUUCAAGCACAGCAACAUGGCCAGCUUCGUGCGGCAGCUCAACAUGUACGGCUUCCGGAAGGUGGUGCGCAUCGAGCAGGGCGGCCUGGUCAAGCCCGAGAGGGACGACACCGAGUUCCAGCACCCGUGCUUCCUGCGUGGCCAGGAGCAGCUGCUCGAGAACAUCAAGAGGAAAGUGACCAGUGCCUCCACCCUGAAGAGCGAGGACAUCAAGGUGCGUCAGGACAGCGUCACCAAGCUGCUGACGGACGUGCAGCUCAUGAAGGGGCGGCAGGAGUGCAUGGACUCCAAGCUCCUGGCCAUGAAGCACGAGAACGAGGCCCUGUGGCGGGAGGUGGCCAGCCUGCGGCAGAAGCACGCCCAGCAGCAGAAAGUUGUCAACAAGCUCAUUCAGUUCCUGAUCUCGCUGGUGCAGUCCAACCGGAUCCUGGGGGUGAAGAGAAAGAUCCCGCUGAUGCUGAAUGACGGCAGCUCUGCACAUUCCAUGCCCAAGUAUGGCCGGCAGUACUCCCUGGAGCACGUCCCCGGUGCCGGCCCCUAUGCGGCCCCGGCCCCGGCCUACAGCGGCUCCAGCCUCUACGCGGCAGACGCCGUUGCCAGCUCCGGGCCCAUCAUCUCGGACAUCACUGAGCUGACCCCCUCCAGCCCCCUGGGCUCCUCAGGCGUGAGCGCAGAGAGGCCUCUAUCCAGCAGCUCCGUGGUGCGAGUUAAGGAGGAGCCCCCGAGCCCGCCCCGGAGCCCUCGGGUGGAAGAGGCGAAUCCUGGGCGCCCGUCAUCUGUGGAUACCCCCUUGUCCCCAACCACCUUCAUCGACUCCAUCCUGCGGGAGAGUGAACCUGCCCCCACGGCCGCCUCAGCCUCAGUCCUCCCGGACACAGGGGGCCGCCCCCCCUCGCCCCCACCCCCCUCCGCCCCUGAGAAGUGCCUCAGCGUAGCCUGCCUGGACAAUGUGGCUCGCGCUCCACAGAUGUCUGGGGUCGCCCGCCUCUUCCCCUGCCCCUCCUCUUCCUCUCUGCAUGGCCGAGUCCAGCCAGGGAACGAGCUCAGUGACCACUUGGAUGCCAUGGACUCCAAUCUGGAUAACCUGCAGACCAUGCUAACCAGUCACGGCUUCAGCGUGGACACCAGCGCCCUACUGGACCUGUUCAGCCCCUCGGUGACGCUGCCUGACAUGAACCUGCCUGACCUUGACAACAGCCUGGCCAGUAUCCAGGAGCUCCUGUCUCCCCAGGAGCCCCCCAGGCCUCUCGAGGCAGAGAACAGCAGCCCGGACUCAGGAAAGCAGCUGGUCCACUACACAGCGCAGCCCUUGCUCCUGCUGGACCCGGACGCCGUGGACACAGGGAGCAGCGAGCUGCCCGUGCUCUUCGAGCUUGGGGAAGGCUCCUACUUCUCCGAAGGGGACGACUACUCAGACGACCCCACCAUAUCCCUGCUGACAGGCUCCGAGCCCCCCAAAGCCAAGGACCCUGCCGUCUCCUAGAGGCCCUGGGGGGAGCUGGGCCACCCAGGGCCUGCCCACCGCCACCCCCAGUGCAGGGCUGGCUCGGGGCAGCUGGACAGGCGCUUGGGGUGGGCAGUGCCUCCAGGCAGGAGCCAGAGUUGCCUUUGCCCCUUCCCGGCAUCCAGAGGUUUGGUUGGAGCUUUACAGCCACACUUGGACUGACCUGCGGCUCGCUCAGAGCUGUAUUUUGGAUUUUUACAUGAGGGUACCCCUCCCCUUCCAGACACACAGGUGGACAGACGGAGAUGAGACAGGCAGAGAUGCUGUAUAAAUGGACAGGCUCUAGGCUGCAGCCUCUGUGUGCUUCCUGCCCCUGGUGGCGAGGCGGGCGGGCUACAGUGAGGAUGUGCAGGGGGAGGGCCUUCCCUCCAUGUGUGGGCACCCAUGGUGCUACUCCCGGGCCCAGGGAGAGGCCCCAGCUCCCCAUCAGGCUGUGUGCAGGGGAGUUUGGUCUGGGAGCUCCGCAGCUACUCCCAUCCUGGCAGGCCCAGGACAGCAGAGGCGUGGGCCGUGCAGUA
Molecule: messenger RNA, 2348 nt
Organism: Lepus europaeus (European hare)
Lineage: Eukaryota; Metazoa; Chordata; Mammalia; Lagomorpha; Leporidae
Gene: HSF1
Product: heat shock transcription factor 1
Exons: 14
Coding region: 148-1809 (553 amino acids)
Biological process (GO): regulation of DNA-templated transcription
Molecular function (GO): sequence-specific DNA binding; DNA-binding transcription factor activity
Source: RefSeq, a predicted model, not a curated record